Molecule: messenger RNA, 6045 nt
Organism: Thalassophryne amazonica
Lineage: Eukaryota; Metazoa; Chordata; Actinopteri; Batrachoidiformes; Batrachoididae
Product: myosin-16-like
Exons: 44
Coding region: 1-5850 (1949 amino acids)
Cellular component (GO): myosin complex
Molecular function (GO): ATP binding; cytoskeletal motor activity; actin filament binding
Source: RefSeq, a predicted model, not a curated record
AUGCCAGGUGGAUAUAAAGGGGAGUGUGGGGACGAUGUGGACCCCAUGCCCUACUUGGUUCUAUCAGAAAAAGAACGUCUGGAUGUCAUGAACAAGCCUUAUGACAUCAAGCGCUCCUGUUGGGUCAAAGACGAGAAGGAGGCUUUCAUUGCCGGAGAGAUUCAGACAGAAGAUGGGGACAAAGUCACCGUCAAGACCAGCAAGAACGCUACGGUGACAGUGAAGACGGGCGAUGUUCAGCAGAUGAACCCUCCGAAGUUCUACCAAGCCAGUGACAUGGCCAACCUCACUUUCCUCAAUGAGGCCAGCGUGUUGGAAAACCUGCGCAGCCGCUAUGUCAGCAUGAGGAUCUAUACCUACUCGGGCCUCUUCUGUGUGACCAUCAACCCAUACAAAUGGCUGCCCAUCUACGGCGGUAAAGUGGCCCAGAUCUAUAAGGGGAAGAAACGAAACGAAGUUCCUCCUCACCUCUUCUCCGUCUCUGACAACGCCUACCACGACAUGAUGAUGGCACUUGAGAACCAGUCUCUGCUGAUCACUGGAGAAUCUGGAGCUGGCAAGACUGAGAACACUAAGAAGGUCAUCCAGUACUUUGCUAAUGUUGGAGCGACUGGGAGCAAAGCUUCAGACUCCAAGGCAAGUGUGUGUGUGUGUGGCUCUCUAGAGGACCAGAUCAUUCAGGCUAACCCGGUGCUGGAGGCAUUUGGCAACGCCAAGACCAUCAGGAACAACAACUCCUCUCGCUUUGGAAAGUUCAUCCGGAUCCACUUUGGGCCAACAGCUAAGCUGGCGGGUGCCGACAUUGAAACAUAUCUAUUAGAAAAGUCCAGAGUGAUUUCCCAGCAGGCUGCCGAGAGAGGAUAUCACAUCUUCUACCAAAUUCUGUCUGGAAGGAAGCCAGAACUCAUAGAGGCUCUGCUGUUGAAGCCGGACCCCAAACAGUACGCGUGGGUGUGUCAGGGCGUCACUGUGGUGGACAACAUGGAUGAUGGAGAGGAGCUGGCACUCACCGAUGAAGCCUUUGAUGUCCUCGGCUUCACUCCGGAGGAGAAGAUGAGCGUGUACAAGCUGACUGGAGGCAUAAUGCACUUUGGCAACAUGAAGUUCAAACAGAAACCCAGAGAGGAGCAGGCUGAUGUAGAUUCCACUGAGGUGGCUGACAAAGUUGCCCACCUCAUGGCCAUCAAUUCUGGGGAGCUACAGAAGGGCAUAACCCGGCCCCGUGUCAAAGUUGGCAAUGAGUUUGUGACAAAAGGUCAGACCCAGGACCAGUGUGUGUACUCCAUCGGUGCUCUGGCAAAAGCCAUCUACGACCGCAUGUUCAAGUGGAUGGUGACCCACAUCAAUAGAACCCUGGACACUAAGAUGCAGCGCCAAUACUUCAUAGGAGUGCUGGAUAUUGCUGGGUUUGAGAUCUUUGAGUUUAACAGCUUUGAGCAGCUGUGCAUCAACUUCACCAAUGAGAAGUUGCAGCAGUUCUUCAACCAUCACAUGUUUGUGCUGGAGCAGGAAGAGUAUAAGAAGGAGGGCAUUGACUGGGUUUUCAUCGACUUUGGUCUGGACCUGCAGGCUUGCAUUGACUUGCUGGAGAGGCCUAUGGGGAUAUUCUCUAUUUUGGAGGAACAGUGUGUGUUUCCAAAGGCAACAGACACAACAUUCAAAACUGCUCUUUAUGACAACCACCUGGGCAAGUCCAACAACUUCCUUAAGCCAAAAGGUGGGAAGAAAGGACCUGAGGUGCACUUUGAGCUGGUGCAUUAUGCUGGCACAGUUGGGUACAAUAUCGCUGGCUGGUUGGAAAAGAACAAGGACCCCCUGAAUGAGACGGUAGUUGGACUUUUCCAAAAGUCCUCCAUGCCCCUGCUGGCUGCACUCUUCAAAGAAGAGGAAGCUACUGCAGGAACCAAGAAACAGAAGAAAGGUUCUUCCUUUCAAACUGUCUCCAACUUCUACAGGGAGCAACUGAACAAGCUGAUGAGCACGCUGCGAAGCACGUCUCCCCACUUUGUCCGCUGCAUCGUCCCCAAUGAGUUCAAGCAGCCAGGUGUGACAGAUAACCACCUGAUUCUGCAUCAGCUGGCCUGUAAUGGUGUGCUGGAGGGUAUCCGUAUCUGCAGGAAAGGAUUUCCCAACAGGCUGCAGUACCCAGAAUUCAAACAAAGGUACUAUAUACUCAACCCCAACGUCAUCCCAAAGGGAUUUGUUGACAACAAGAAGGCAUCUGAACUCCUCUUAAGUUCUAUUGGCCUGGAAGAUAUGGAGUAUCGAAUUGGCCACACCAAGGUGUUCUUCCGUGCAGGUGUCCUGGCAAAGCUGGAGGACAUGCGUGACGAGCAGCUGGCGAAGAUCAUAACCAUGCUGCAGGCUCGCCUCAGAGGAACUCUGAUGAGGAUUGAAUUUAAGCAGAUGGUGGACAGACGAAUUGCACUGAUGGCUAUACAGCGCAACGUCAGGAAGUUCCUUCAGCUACGCUUCUGGGGCUGGUGGAAACUCUACACAAAGGUGAAGCCGCUGCUGAUGGUCGCUCGUCAAGAAGAGAUCUUCAAGGCUAAGGAAGAGGAGCUGAGGGCAGCUGUGGAGAAGGUCAAGGAGCUGGAGAGCAAGAUCAAAGAUCUGGAUGAGAAGAUGGUGACUCUGUCGCAGGAGAAGAACGACCUCACACUGGCGCUGGCAGCGGAGCAAGACACCCUGGGUGAUGCUGAGGAGCGCUGCACCCAGCUGAUGCACCAGAAGGUCCAGUUGGAGGAGAAAGUGCAGGAUCUGCAUGAGCGCUUAGAGGAAGAAGAAGGCAACACGUCAUCCCUCCACACCCAGAGGAGGCAGCUGGAGGGGGAACUGACUGAGCUGAAGCAAGACCUGGAGUCUCUGGAGUCCACACUGGCCAAGAGUGAGAAGGAGAGACAGGGUCUUGACUUCAAGGUGCGGAAUCUGACUGGUGACCUGACUCAGCGAGAUGAUCAUAUUAGCAAACUGCAGAAAGAAAAACGAGCUCUGGAGGAACUGCAACAGAAAACUCUGGAGGAUCUCCAAACUGAAGAGGACAAAGUCAAUCAUUUGACCAAAACCAACAGCAAACUCAACUCCCAAGUGAAUGAGCUGGAGGACAGUUGGGAGCAGGAAAAGAGGAUCCGGGCGGAGGUAGAGAAAGCGAGGAGGAAGGCGGAGGGAGACCUGAAGAUGACGAUAGAAAACCUCACUGAGAUGGAGAAUGCGAAACUCGACCUGGAGGAAGUCAUCAAGAAGAGAGACUUUGAGAUCAAUAACAUGAAUGCAAAGCUGGAGGACGAACAGUCGCUCAGCUCAAUGCUCACCCGCAAGCUCAAAGAGCACCAGGGCCGCAUUGAGGAGCUGGAGGAGGAGCUAGAAGCUGAACGGGCCAUGAGAGCCAAGGUGGAGAAACAGCGUGCAGAGUUGUCUCGAGACCUCGAUGACCUCAGUGAUCGACUGGAAGAGGCAGGAGGAGCCACGGUAGCCCAGAUCGAGCAGAACAGGAAGCGGGAGGCAGACCUGCUGAAGUUAAGGCGUGAGCUGGAGGAGGCGGCGCUCCAGUCUGAGGCCACAGCGGCGGGGCUGAGGAAGAAGCACUCGGAUGCCAUGGCUGAACUAGGUGAGCAGCUGGAGAACCUGACCAGGCUGAAGGUCAAACUGGAGAAGGACAAACAGAGCAUGAGGGCUGAGAUCGAAGACCUCAACGUCACCAUAGAGGUCACUCAGAAAGCAAAGAUGAACUCUGAGGCUCACGUCCACAAGCUGGAGGACAACCUGGCGGAGGCCAAUGCUCGCCUGGCAGAAAUGGAGCGCAAUCAAACUGAGCUCACCACUGCCAAAAUCCAUCUGAGUGCUGAGAACAGCGAUCUGAGCAGAGAGCUGGAGGAGGCACAGAGUAAGCUGAACCAGGUGACCCGACUGAAGGCUUCGCUCACCUUGCAGGUCGACGAGCUCAAGAGACAAGUGGAGGAGGAGAGCAGGGGACGUAACACAGCAGUUGUCGGGCUGGCCAAUGCUCGGCAUGACCUCUCCCUGCUGAAGGAGCAGCUGGAGGAGGAGUCUGAGGCCAAGAGUGAGCUGCAGCGUUUGGUGUCCAAGCUCAAUGCUGAUGUCACUUCCUGGAGGAGCAAGUACGAGACAGACGCCAUCCACCGCACCGAGGAGCUGGAAGAGACUAAGCGCAAACUGGCAGCACGCCUUCAGGAGGCUGAGGAGGCUGCGGAAACUGCACAAGCCAGAGCUGCCAGCUUGGAGAAGGUGAAGCAGAGGCUGCAAGGAGAGGUGGAGGACCUCACCAUAGACCUGGAGAAGUCCAAUGCAGCAGCUGCAGCUCUGGACAAAAAGCAGCGAGCUUUUGAUAAGCUGGCGGCUGAGUGGAAUCAAAAGAACGAGGAGCUGCAGCUGGAACUGGACACCAGCCAGAAGGAGAGCCGGUCCUACAUGACGGAGCUCUACAAGCUGAAGAUGGCUCACGAAGAAACUCUGGACCAGAUGGAGACGGUCCGCAAGGAAAACAAAGGGCUUACAGAGGAGAUCAGGGAGUUGGUUGACCAGCUUGGAGAAGGAGGUCGCAGUGUUCACGAACUGCAAAAGGCCAAAAAGAAACUGGAGGUGGAGAAGGAGGAGCUACAGCUGGCUCUGGAGGAGGCAGAGGCUUCGCUUGAGGUGGAGGAAGGUAAGCUGGUACGCGUACAGCUGGAGCUGGCUCAGCUCAAAGCCGACAUUGAUCGCAGGAUCCACGAGAAGGAAGAGGAGUUUGAAGUCACAAGAAAGAACCAUGCACGGACAGUAGAGUCACUGCAGGCCAGUCUCGAGGCAGAGGCCAAAGGUCGUGCUGAGGCCUUGCGGAUGAAGAAGAAGAUGGAGGGAGACUUGAAUGAGAUGGAGAUUCAGCUGGAGCAUGCCAACAGGAACAACGCUGAGCUUGUCAAAACCCUGAAGAAGCUGCAGCAGCAGAUCAAAGAUCUGCAGGUGCAGAUGGACGAGGACGCUCGUCAGCACGAAGAGCUGAGGGAGAAGUACAGCCUGCAGGAGCGCCGUCUGGCCCUCAUGCAGGCAGAGAUGGAAGAGCUAAGAGGAGGUCUGGAGGCCUCAGAGAGGGCCCGCAAACUAAUCGAGCAAGAGCUGGUGGAAACCACCGAGCGGCACAAUGAGAUCAGAGUGCAGCACCAGAGUCUGAUCAUCCUGAAGAGGAAAAUAGAGGUCGACAUCGCCCGACUGUCCAGCGAGAAUGAAGAACUGAUUGCAGAGUUUCGCUCAGCAGAUGAGAGAGCCAAGAAGGCUGUGACUGAUGCGAUGCGACUGUGUGAGGAGCUCCGCCAGGAGCAGGAGAGGAGCUCCCACUUGGAGAAAGUCAAAAAGAACAUGGAGCAGAACAUGAGGGACCUCACCCUGAGGCUGGAGGAGGCGGAGCAGCAGGCAAUGAAGGCCGGAAAACGUGUCAUCCAGAAACUGGAAACCAAAAUUAAAGAAUUAGAGAAUGAACUGGACCAGGAACAGAAGCGUCACGUGGAGACGGUGAAAAAUCUACGUAAAGGAGAGCGUCGACUCAAAGAGUUGAUCUUUCAAACAGAGGAGGACCACAAGACCAACCAGCGCAUGCAGGAGCUGGUGGAGAAACUCCAGAACAAGCUGAAGUCCUACAAACGGCAGAUAGAGGACGCUGAGGAGCAGGCCAACAGCAGCCUGUCGAAAUACAGAAAGACGGUCCACGAGCUGGAUGAUGCUGAGGAGCGAGCGGAAAUGGCAGAGAUGACACUGAAUAAAAUGAGAACCAGAAAUCGAGCCUCGGUCACCAAAGGGUUCACCUCAGUGGAGAUUGUCCAGGUCACAAAACCGUCCAGUGGAGGACAGGACGAGUAGAGGAGCAAUAACACACACACACAACAGAGUGACACACACCCACUCAGCCUUCCAGAGGACACAAGCCUGAGGAAACAGUCCCAACGUCUUCAAACCACGCAAAAUGUUCGUUUUACCCGAGAAAGUCUUAAUGAUCAUUAAAGCUACAGUGUGUAGGAUUUAAUGUCAUCUCGAGGUGAGGCUGCAGAUUGCAUU